AAAAUCGGUCAUAGUAUAUUUAUUUUGAUGUGAAACUCCAGUUGUCUUUCCCUGUUAAUUGUGUUUCUAUAUGUAUACAAGUUUCUCCAUAGUUGGAGCACCAUCUAUUACUUAAAACACCCCUAAUUUUGGUAUAGUCUUGAUUUUCACCCCUUCACGUAUAAUGGACCGUUCCAUAUCGUAGUAUAUAAGGCAGCUCAAGACAGAGAAACUUCGUCAGUUUUAUGUGGACCAUUGAACAGUUAACUAGGAUUAAAUAUUCCAACUGUUAAAGUAGAGAUAGAGUUACAAGAAGUAUUAUACAAAUUAAAGUUGAAGAAAACUGCAUAAGAAGGACAUCAUGCCAAAUACCAAGAAAACACCAAGGAAGGUGGUGUUUACACCAGCCUUGGAAGAAAAGUUUCAAUGCCCAUUCUGCCCAAUUGAAUUUGGAAAUAAAGAAGACCGAAACCGCCAUUUGAUUGAAUGUACAGAUUCACGGCUGUUCUGUGAGUUAUGUUCAUACAACACAAACAAGAGAGCUAAUCUCACCAGGCACUUUAAGAAGAUUCAUUGCAGUACAGAUAAUAAGGAUGAUUCUGAGGACACUGAGAGUGAGAUUGUCUCUGAAGAUAAAAGUAAAGAUGAAAACAACAACAAACCUGUAAGUGAAAGUGAGUCAUCAACUCAAACGAUGGACACACAUAAAACAAAAAUAACUACAGAACCAGAAGAAGGAGAAAAUUUUGUAGAUACUGUAAAGUUGGACAACUCAAAGAGUCUGUUUACAGAUUAUGACGAUAUCUCCAGUGAUGAGGAUGAUGAUGAUCUAGAACUUGUUGAUAAACCAAGUGAAGUUAUUGUUAGUCAGCCAAAGAAGCCUGUGGACGAAAUAGAUGAGAGUGUGAACAUGGGAAGAAUUUUCAGGAAGAAAACAGAUCCUAUGCCUAUAAUUGCACCAAAGAAAAGGAAAACAACUACAGUACAGGAUCUAAAAACAAAACUUGUCAAGACAAUGCCUGGUAUAACCAGUAUUAAUACAGCGACUCUGGGAUCAAAUACAAUACCUCACAGAUGUCAGUGUACUUGUAAUGUAGAUGAUAUGAAGACUGUGUACGUCAAGACAAUUACAAAGUAUCUGAAAGAUGGCAAACAAGUGAAAGUUGUUGAAAAGAAGGUUCCUAAGUGAAUAAUGAAGAAUUUGUGAUUUCAUGAUUUCAUAGUUUAAUUUGACUUUGAUUAUUAUAUG
Mytilus trossulus (common blue mussel) is the source of this 1228-nucleotide messenger RNA. RefSeq lists its product as uncharacterized. NCBI's taxonomy places the organism in Eukaryota, Metazoa, Mollusca, Bivalvia, Mytilida, Mytilidae. The record is from RefSeq and is a predicted model, not a curated record. The transcript has 3 exons. The coding region runs from base 341 to 1168 and encodes 275 amino acids.